This is a messenger RNA of Micropterus salmoides (largemouth bass), 1321 nucleotides long. Its product is annotated as interferon-induced protein 44-like. NCBI's taxonomy places the organism in Eukaryota, Metazoa, Chordata, Actinopteri, Centrarchiformes, Centrarchidae. The record is from RefSeq and is a predicted model, not a curated record. The transcript has 8 exons. The coding region runs from base 161 to 1057 and encodes 298 amino acids.
GGCUUCUGGUAAGUCACGUCUUUCAUACAUAGUGAAAGUGAAAAAAAAAACAGGGAGUGGUUUAUCGAUCACACUCGGUUUUUACUGGGGACUGUAAGCAGAGGUGAUUCUAGCAUCAGCCGCAUCACAUUGUUUGACUCUGUCCCUGCACACAAAAGCAAUGUUGAAUUUUCUGAAGGAAAUAUUCGGCUCUGCAGAUCCACCUCCAGCUCCACUCCUUGAUAAGCCAUGGAGGCAAAUAAACUGGGGAGACAAACAGAGUGUUCUGCAGUAUGUGAAGGACUACAGACCCCAGAUUAAAGGCCUGGAGCUCAGGAUUCUUGUUCAUGGGCCGGCUGGAGCUGGAAAGUCCAGUUUCAUCAACUCUGUUCAAACUACGAUGCAUGGCAGAUCCUGCACACUGGCUUUGGCAGACAGCAUCUCUCACGACAGUUUCACCAAAAAGUACGCAACCUACAAGAUCCAAAAAGAAAGUCCACAGUCCUUUUACCCUUUUGUCUUCAGUGACAUCAUGGGUCUGGAACCAACCAAUGGUGUCCAAGUGGACGACAUCAAACUGGCUUUGAAGGGACAUGUGAAGGACGGUUACAGGUUCAAACCUAAAUCACCGUUGGCAGAGGGUGAUCAGUUCUACAACACAACUCCAACUGUCAACGACAAAGUGCACAUUCUGGUUUGUGUCUUUGAUGCCAAGUCAGUGUCUCUGAUGACAAGUGGAGAUGCAGAUUUAACUGUGCAGAAGAUUCAGAACAUCAGGAUGGAAGCCACCAACCUGGGAAUUCCUCAAGUGGCCAUCCUCACCAAAAUUGAUGAGGCCUGUCGUGAAAUCAAACAAGAUUUAAAGAACGUCUACAAGAGCAAGUCCCUGAAGAAAAAGAUGGAGCAGUUCAGUGUAGAAGUGGGUAUUCCCAUGAACUGCAUCUUCCCUGUGAAGAACUACCAUGAAGAAAUCGACCUCAACAAUGACGUUGACUCGCUGCUCCUGAGCGCACUGAAACACAUCAUCAACUUUGGAGAAGACUGCAUCAACUUCAAAAAGAGUCAGUCUAAAUGUUGAGGCGGAGAAGUACAGGUAUGCUCCUCUGUACUUGUGUUCUCAGAUAACAGUGGUCCAAAACUAUAAUACAUGUAAAGUGCUGCGCAUGAUUCUUGUAGCCAGAAGUUCCUUUUUACUGGUGUUGUUGUGAAACAGCUUCACGUUGGGUCAGCAUAUUAGGACAUUUGUAUGGAUCAGGGUAACAGAUUUAUAAUGAUUUUGAAAUGAAUGAAAUGACAUUUUUACUUAAGCUGUCCUUGUUUUUUGAUCUGGGAGUUAUUUUCU